Messenger RNA from Aspergillus fumigatus Af293, 393 nucleotides. The record is from RefSeq and is a predicted model, not a curated record. NCBI's taxonomy places the organism in Eukaryota, Fungi, Ascomycota, Eurotiomycetes, Eurotiales, Aspergillaceae.
AUGUCUUCCGCUGCUUGUGUAUUCUGCAAAAUCAUCAAGGGUGAUAUCCCUUCUUUCAAGCUCUUCGAGAGCGACAAGGUUUUUGCUUUCCUUGAUAUCCAGCCUCUCAGCCGUGGCCAUGCGCUCGUGAUUCCCAAGUUCCACGGUGCAAAGCUCACCGAUAUCCCUGACGAAGACCUCAAGGAACUCCUGCCCGUGGCCAAGCAAAUUGCCAAAGCAAGUGGCGCAGAAGAUUUCAAUAUCCUGCAGAACAACGGCCGCAUUGCUCACCAAGUUGUCGACCAUAUUCCCAAGCCAAAUGAGACAGAGGGUCUUGGUAUUGGAUGGCCUUCACAGCCUACCGACAUGGACAAACUCAAGGCUCUGCACGAGGAAAUCAAGUCCAAGAUGUAA